Messenger RNA from Triticum aestivum (bread wheat), 1764 nucleotides. RefSeq lists its product as uncharacterized. The coding region runs from base 1 to 1764 and encodes 587 amino acids. Gene Ontology annotation, molecular function: carbohydrate binding; ATP binding; protein kinase activity. Gene Ontology annotation, biological process: protein phosphorylation. The transcript is spliced from 2 exons. Lineage: Eukaryota; Viridiplantae; Streptophyta; Magnoliopsida; Poales; Poaceae. The record is from RefSeq and is a predicted model, not a curated record.
AUGGCUGCUGUGAGCCCUCCCCGCCUUCCACGGGUAUUCAUCCGAUACUUUUGCCUCUACCAGCUGCUGCUGUCUCUCCACCUGCCUCCUCGCGCUUCCUCGCUUUCGUUCAACUCCAAUUUUUCCCUGCCCCGCGGCUACAACGCACAAGAUUUCAUCCUUCAGGGCGAUGCAUACUUCGACUCCCAGAUGAUCGAGCUGACAAAGAACGACCAGAGCCAAAAAAUCCAUGACAGCGUGGGCCGCGUGGUGUACGCGCAGCCGGUGUCGCUCUGGGAUGUCGCCACCGGCAAGCUCGCAACAUUCAACACCACCUUCUCCUUCCAAAUAAAGCCCGAGGACGGUGCAGUUACCGGCGACGGCAUGGCUUUCUUCCUGGGCCACUACCCACCGACAAGCAUCCCGAACCCCAUUGAGAAUGGCAGGAACCUCGGCCUCUUCACCAACAACAGCAACACGAAUGCCACCGGCAACGACCGGAUCCUGGCGGUUGAGCUGGACACCUUUUUGAACACCGGCAUAGACACCAGCAACAGCCACAUUGGCAUCGACGUCAACUCCAUAAUCUCGCGGGGGUACACCAAUGUGAUGGUGCCCGGCAAGAACCUGACGUCUGGUCUCCCUAUGACCUGCCAGGUUAGCUAUGACAAUAACACACAAAUCUUAACCGCCACUCUCAAGAUCGGUGACGUGGCCUACCACGUCGACACCAGUGCCGACCUGAGGCAGCUCUUGCCUAGUGUCGUGGCCAUCGGCUUCUCGGCUGCAACCGGGGCAGCCAUCGAGCUACACCGGAUAAUGUCUUGGUCAUUUGACUCCAGCUUAGAUGUGUCUCCGCCACCCGAGCCUCAACCACCUGCUGCUACUAAACCUAAACCUAAGAGCCACUCAAAGCUCCCCUGGCCCUCGAUAGUAGCUAUUAUUAUUUCUUGUGGCUGUGUAGUACUGUUAGUUUCUGGCUUGGUCGUUGUCUUCUGUUGCUGCCGGCACACACGAAAUAACGACCUAGAUGAGGCUCCCCCUAGAGCUGCAGGUGUCCCCAUGCAGAUGCAGAUGCAGAACGUGGUACUAGUGGACCCGGUAAACCACUUGGCUAGCAUCGCCAGAAGUUUCCGGUACAGGAUCAUCCUUGACACAGGGUGUGCCUUAGAAUACAUCCACAAACAAUGCAAUGAUUGUGUCUUGCACGGUGACAUUAAACCUUGUAACAUAUUGCUCGACGAAAGGUAUCAAGCUAAGAUUACAGACUUCGGUUUGGCAAGGCUGAUUGAUCACGAAACACAGCAAAAGACGACACAAUAUCCAGCCGGGACCCCAGGGUAUAUAGACCCGGAAUUUUUGGAAACGGGCAAGCGGAGUAGGGAGUCAGAUGUCUACAGCUUUGGCAUCGUUUUGCUGGAGAUUGUUUCAGGCCGGCGUCCAGCUGGCAGCCGAUUGCUAACAGAGGUAAGGAAUCGGCACCGCAGACAUGCGAUCAAUGAAGCAAUAUACCCACGGCUGCUGGACGAGUCAACCAGCAGGGAUCACGACGAACGCAAGAUGGAGCGUGUGCUGCUCAUCGGGCUCUGGUGCACACACCCCGACCCAACCAAGCGUCCACUCAUCAUAGAAGCCAUGAAGACACUCGAAUCAGAUGAUGAGAAUUUGGAGAUCCCUGCACUGCCGCAUCAUGUGGCCGAGCCAUUAGGUCACAGCGCCUCCUCAAGUGAGACUUCUAGCGUGCACGCCUCCACAGCUCAUGAUCAAGAUUUUCUAGCUCGUUAG